Molecule: messenger RNA, 3956 nt
Organism: Trichoplusia ni (cabbage looper)
Lineage: Eukaryota; Metazoa; Arthropoda; Insecta; Lepidoptera; Noctuidae
Gene: TBCD
Product: tubulin-specific chaperone D
Exons: 18
Coding region: 203-3808 (1201 amino acids)
Biological process (GO): bicellular tight junction assembly; post-chaperonin tubulin folding pathway; tubulin complex assembly
Cellular component (GO): lateral plasma membrane
Molecular function (GO): GTPase activator activity; beta-tubulin binding
Source: RefSeq, a predicted model, not a curated record
UUCUCUGACUGUAAUGACUGACGAGAUCUCAAACGCAUUGUUUUUAUUAUGCCUGUGUGAAGUUGUAAAUUUUUUUGUUUCUUAUUCAGAAUAAUUGCUGAAUCCGAACAGAUAUUAAGGUUUUGGUGCAGUUAUCAUCUUCUAAAUUACUUUAAUAAUCAACUCGCUGAGUUUCUAUAAAACAUAUAAAUAACAUUUAAAAAUGGUUGGUUUGGACACCGACAUGAACCGGGACGACGAAUGCGACAAUAUUGGUUUGGGAUGUGCUCUAGAGCACUUCUCAGAGGUGGAAGAUGUGUUAAACAUGAUCGACAAUGUGAAAAAUAUUUAUAACACGCCAUCAUUAGAAGCCGAAUAUGAUAAGCUUUACGGUAUCCUGAAGCAAUAUUAUGAACAGCCACACUUGCUCGAUCCCCACUUGGAUAAAAUGUUGUCAAAGUUUCUGAGCCUGAUCAAAGAUAAAGACUCGCCGGUUGAGUUAAAGCAUGCUACUUUUAAUUACAUGUAUCAAAUCAUAAGAGUGAGGGGCUACAAGGUUGUCAUUAGGCAUCUUCCUCAUGAGGUUUCAGAUCUGCUGACAGUAUUGACAUUCCUGGAGGCUCAGGAUCCCAAUGAUAAGGAAACUUGGAGGAGCAGAUUUGUACUGCUGUUGUGGCUCUCUAUUGUAGUUAUCAUUCCUUUUCACAUGAGCAGACUUGAUGGUUUUGCACCGGGACAACCAGAUGCUGAUGGGUCAAAGAAGUUGACAGUUAUGGAAAGGAUAUUCAAUAUCUGUAAAACUUAUGCUAUGUGUAGAGAUUCCUGUGCUGAAGCCAGUGCCUAUUUAGCUUCUAAGUUUCUCAUAAGAUCUGAUGUAAAGGAACUAUACAUGAGUGCUUUCUUUGACUGGGCCUGUGAUCUACAUUCCAAUCUGAAAGAAGAAGAAACUAUCCACUAUGGUGUACUAGCAGCAGUUGCAGCGGUCUUGAAGCAUGGGAAAAGAGAUGACCUAUUGCCUUUGGCACCAAAGUUACUGGAGUGGGUGACCAAACAAAACUAUAACAACCAUUCAGCUAUGUUGGUCAGAAAAUACGGAGUUAAGAUAGUGCAGAGAAUUGGUUUAACAUUCCUUCGGCCACGCGUGGUGUCCUGGCGCUACACGCGCGGCUCCCGCUCACUGGCCGUGACGCUGGGCGGAGUAGCGGCCGCCGGCGACACCGAGCCCACAGCUACCGCACCACCCGAUGAUGAUGACCACGACAUCCCUCAAGAGGUAGAGGAUGUAGUGGAGCUGCUGUUAUGUUCUCUACGCGAUGACGACACUGUAGUGCGAUGGUCCGCCGCUAAAGGGGUCGGCCGUAUUGGAGCUCGCCUGCCCGCGCUGGCCGCCGCCGACGUCUGUGACAGUGUGCUGUCACUGUUCGCCGAAAAUGAGCGGGAAACUGCAUGGCAUGGUGGCUGUAUGGCGUUAGCGGAACUUGCUCGCCGCGGGCUGCUGUCCCCGGCGCAGGUGCGCGGCGGCGUGGCGGGCGCGGCGCGCGCGCUGCGGCGGGACGAGCCCCGCGCGGCGGCGGGCGGCGGCGGCGGCCGCGCGGCCCGGGACGCCGCCUGCCACGCCGCCUGGGCCUUCGCCCGGGCGUACGACGCGCCCGCACUCGCGCCCUACGCCACGCAGCUCGCUAAUGCAUUGAUUACCACUGCCUGCUUCGAUCGCGAGAUAAACUGCCGCCGAGCUGCCUCCGCAGCUUACCAAGAGAAUGUCGGUAGACACGGCUUAUUUCCACACGGUAUCGAGGUCCUAACAACAGCUGACUUCCAGUCAGUGGGGCCCAGGAACAACGCGUACCUCGUCAUCGCGCCUCAAGUAGCCGCUUUCCCCGAGUACACUCAGCCACUUGUCGACCAUCUCGUAGACUUGAAAGUGGAACACUGGGAUUAUGCCAUCCGCGAAAUCGCUGCAAAAGCUCUUAACAAGCUGACUGACAAGAUUCCUGACUACGUUGCGACGACAGUACUUCCGAAGCUGGUGAAGAAGACCGAGUCCAUUGAUCUGAAUGUUCGACAUGGAGCAAUCCUCGCUAUCGGUGAAGCUAUUUAUGCCUUGUCGCAGUGCAAAUUGCCAAAUGGCAAGGCGGCGGACUCCCUGAUCUCGGGCGAGGUGUCGCAGGCAGUCCGCGGGCUGGCGGGCGCGCUGCGGGCGCGGCAGCAGUUCCGCGGGCUGGGCGGCGAGCUCAUGCGCCAGGCCUGCUGCCACUGCAUCGCCCAGCUGGCCCGCGCCGCCGCGCCAUACCACGGACAUGAUAUCAUCGAUGAUUGGCUAAACUUGAUUGAAGAAUGUCUCUCACACGAAGUUCAGAUUAUCCGCGAGAAGGCAAUCUACGCAUUGCCUUUGGUGUUUGAUCAGUAUUUACGCGAUGACAAUCUGAAAUACGGUGAUAUCACUGUUAAGGAGAAGCGUAAGCAACUAAUUGAGAAGUACUGCAGUCAAUUGAGCAAUACCGGUGUUAACGGCCUGGUGCUGAGGAUGGGGUAUGCUAGGGCUGUUGGAUCCCUCCCAAAAUCGGUGCUAACCGAACACUUACCGAUUGUGAUUAAGUCGUUAAUCGAUUGCACUAAGCUCGCUGAAGGCACCCAGAAAUGGGCCGAAGCUCGUCGCGACGCCGUCGUCGGUCUAACAGAGGUGUGCCAAACACAGGGCAUUGUGAAUGGCGUAGAGAACUAUGUAGGAGAGAUCGUGGCUGCGCUUCUAGACUGUUUGUCUGAGUAUACCAUCGAUAUGAGAGGUGAUAUCGGUGCUUGGGUGAGGGAGGCCAGUAUGACAGGUCUGUUAUCCAUCAGCCGUCAAUGUGCCAUCGAAGCUCCUCACCUGAACUCGCCACAAGUGAUCAAGGAAAUCAUGUGCGGCGUCGCUCAACAAGCGGUCGAAAAAAUUGACCGAACAAGAGCACAUGCAGGCAGAAUCUUCACUUCCUUGAUCUACAAUGAUCCUCCGAUUUCGAACAUACCGCACCACGAGGCCUUAAAGCGUAUAUUCCCGUGCGAAGAAGUUGAAUUGAAGCCUCAAUCUAAAGACGUUGAUGAUAAUGAACAGACGAUGACCAGUGAGAAUUCCAACGUUGUGUUAUGGUUGUUCCCGGGGCAUACGAUGCCGAGAUUCGUGCAACUUCUCAACUAUUCCGACUACAGAUACAAUGUUAUUAAGGGAUUGGUGGUCAGUGCUGGCGAAUUGACCGAGAGCUUAGUAAAACACACAACACAAUCUCUCUACGCAUAUUUGAAUACGCUACACAGCGACAAGGAAAUGUUGACGUCAAUUUGUGACACGAUUAUUCAAGUAUUUGCCGACAACUUACACGUCAAGAGGAUUACAGGACCUAUGUUCAAUUUCUUGGAUCGGUUAUUGAGUUCAGGUUCAAUUUCGCCGAUACUAGAUGACCCAGAUUCUAAGUUCGCUAUGGAUAUAUUGAAAUACUUGCAACUGGAAUUGCGCGGAGGGAAGAAUAUUUACAAGCUUUUGGAUUCCAUCAAUGUUUUGUGUCAAUUGAUUCAGGUGGGCGGCGGCGUGUGCUCGCGCUCGCUGGGGCAGCUGGUGGUGUACCUGUGCUACGCGGACCGCUACGUGCGCCGCUGCGCCGCCGCGCGCCUGUACGAGGCGCUCACGCUGUACGGGGACGCCGCCGCCGUGCCGCAGGGGGACGUCGACCAGGUACUAUCAGUUCUGGCGGAAACCGACUGGGAAAAGGAAGUGUCUGAACUGAGGCCAAUCAGGAACGACCUUUGUGAUCUCCUGCGUAUUAAACAACCAGUCAUGAAACAGAAGCCAACGUAAGAAAGCGAAACUGUAUCCGUAGCUUAUACGCUUGAGAUUAGUUGUCACAAUAUAAUUGAUGACUUAAGGCGACAUAUACACAAGUCUCACCAUAUUUUUUUACUUUAUAAAAUUUUGCAAUGUUUUUAUUGCAGUUUUAGACCCAAAA